This is a messenger RNA of Suillus fuscotomentosus, 2410 nucleotides long. Its product is annotated as BRF1-domain-containing protein. Gene Ontology annotation, biological process: DNA-templated transcription initiation; transcription by RNA polymerase III; transcription preinitiation complex assembly. Gene Ontology annotation, cellular component: transcription preinitiation complex; nucleus; transcription factor TFIIIB complex. Gene Ontology annotation, molecular function: TBP-class protein binding; RNA polymerase III general transcription initiation factor activity; RNA polymerase III type 3 promoter sequence-specific DNA binding. The transcript is spliced from 7 exons. The coding region runs from base 272 to 2158 and encodes 628 amino acids. NCBI's taxonomy places the organism in Eukaryota, Fungi, Basidiomycota, Agaricomycetes, Boletales, Suillaceae. The record is from RefSeq and is a predicted model, not a curated record.
AACAAUUUCAGCUGCAUCUUGCAUAUGCUCAACGAUCUCAAGCUCGGAAUGGAAUGUUAAGUUACCCGGAACAGCGCACUAGUGCUGUAAAGACCAGUGGAUUUGAUUUCAAAGUCCGGUCACGGACUUACGGUCAACCUUCGACGAUCCGUUGCACCGUAUCAUGUCACACUAAGUCCACCACUUAUCAUUAUCAUUUUUUAUUUGCAAGAGCUGGGCAACGCAAGAUUCGACCGCUCAUACCGUCCUAACGAGCUCAUAAUAACGUAUCAUGACUGUAUGCACAGAUUGCGGAGGGACUGUUAUUGAGUACGAUGCAGCUGCCGGUAAUGGCUUUUGUGUCAAAUGCGGAACGGUGGUGGAGGAGAACACCAUAGUUUCAGAGGUCACUUUUGGAGAAACCUCUGCUGGCGCGGCCAUGGUUCAGGGAUCAUACGUCGGUCAGGGUUCAACACAUGCUCGCAUGUCAGGUCCAUUUGGUAAUAGAGGAAGUAAUGAGUCCCGCGAGCAAACUAUCGCGAAUGCUAGCAGAAAGAUUCAGAACUUUGCUGGCGCUCUGCGUUUAUCUGAAAUUGUUUGUCUUGCGGCAACGCGUCUUUACACCCUCGCCGUUGAACACAAGUUUACUAAGGGUCGCAAAAGCAAUAAUGUCGCUGCUGUCUGUCUAUAUGUCGCCUGUCGACAAAAAGAGACACGUAAUUAUAUGCUUAUAGACUUCUCUGAUCUUCUACAGGUCAAUGUCUUCGAGCUGGGCCACAUAUACCUCCAACUCGUUCAGACUUUAAAUUUAAAGCUCCCUCUCGUCGACCCUUCUCAUUACAUCUCCCGUUUCGCAGCGUUGCUCGAGUUUGGCGAAGAAACCCAUAAAGUUGCCACUGAUGCCGUUCGACUUGUACAACGUUUUGACCGUGAUUGGGUCACUCGGGGCCGUCGCCCAGCAGGAAUUUGUGGUGCGGCGCUCCUCCUUGCUGCCCGCAUGAAUAACUUCCGGCGUUCAGUCGAGGAGAUUGUACAAGUGGUGAAGAUCGCUGAUACCACACUAAAGAAACGAUUAGAUGAAUUCAAGAAGACUCCUAGCGGAGGUCUUACGCUUGCCGACUUCAGGACGGUGUGGCUAGAUGACGAGAUGGAUCCUCCUGCCUUCACAAAAGGAAAGGAGAAAGAAGAGAAAGAGCGGGAAGAGGCUCUUGGUGGGCCGAAAGACAAACCCAAGACCCACAAGCGGAAAGGCAAACGGAAAAGGAGAGGUAGCGAAUCUGAGGGGGAACGGGUGGAACUGGCACCGCCCGUGGAGGAGAUCCUACCUCAGAUACCCAUCAUUGACCCAGCCUUGUUCAAUCAGGGUAUCCUUUCCGGAACAUCUGAGCCGGCGCCGCUGUUUUACCCGGACGAAACCGAGGAAGUCUAUGCCAAUAUUGAUCCCGCUUUACGACCGGCGUCAAAUGUGAUAGCUCCCGGACUUGAUUCAUCAACAGUGGCUGCCAUCGAUGAAACUGUUGAUCAGGCCCUCGCUGAUGAAGUUGCUAGUUUCUUGCAAAAUACGCAGGGCUCACUUCUUCUUGACGCUCUGGACGAAGCUGAGCAGCGCCGACAGGCCCAGUUUGUCGAAGUCGAUGAUUUGCUAGGAUUGGAUGAGGACGAGCUUGACAAAUUUCUCCUCACCGAAGAGGAGGUAAAAGUCAAGGAACGCGUCUGGGUGGAGAUAAACCGGGAUUAUUUGGAGGCGUUAGCUGCCAAGGGCGAACCAGCUGAUGUCAAUCAACCUAAAAGUCGGAAGCGUCGCAAAACCAGCACGAAACCGCGUGACGACUCAAUUCCGUCUGGAAAUACAGCAGCCGAAUCAGUGCGGAAUCUCAUCAAGAAAAAUUACAAGUACAGUAAACGGAUCAAUUACGAUGCACUCAAGGACCUUUUUGUUGAUGGACCACAAGCUCCAUCCCUCGAUGACAAGGACAAUUUAUAUACUAUGGAUGAUAAGAGCGACGGAGAAGGCAUGAUAGUUCUUGAGGAAGACGGAGGGGGCAUUGGAAGUCAACGACCAGCGCCCCGACCGCGUCGAGAAGAACAAGGUGAGGAAGGAGAGGAUGACGAGAGUGAAAAAGGCGACGAUCAUGUCACUGAUGUGGGAUGGGAAGAUGCGUACGAGCAAGAAGUCUAAAUGAUCAGAUAUCCUUCACCUAGUGUCAAGGAUCUGCAUGCUCGUCGUAGAUGUGUGCAAGAAUCCAAAUAAUACAUGUACCUCUGUAUUGUAAAAUAAACGUAAGUCGUCCAAGUAGCAGACGUUUUGAAUGUGGUCUAGGGGGGUUCCAUGGGACGCAUCUAACAUGCUAAAAGUGCAAGCGAAAGGAAGAAACAGACUAGAUAUCCUGCUGCUCUAUGAUGGUGCAGUCUGUUGUUCCUUGGCCUCCCA